Penicillium argentinense is the source of this 699-nucleotide messenger RNA. RefSeq lists its product as uncharacterized. The coding region runs from base 1 to 699 and encodes 232 amino acids. Lineage: Eukaryota; Fungi; Ascomycota; Eurotiomycetes; Eurotiales; Aspergillaceae. Gene Ontology annotation, cellular component: cytosol. Gene Ontology annotation, biological process: formaldehyde catabolic process. The transcript has 4 exons. The record is from RefSeq and is a predicted model, not a curated record. Gene Ontology annotation, molecular function: S-(hydroxymethyl)glutathione dehydrogenase [NAD(P)+] activity; zinc ion binding.
AUGAGCGGAACCUAUACCGGCAACCUUCCCGUGUGUCUUUGGACACGAAGGAGCUGGUGUAAUCCUAGAAGUUGGAAGCAACAUCAAACACAUCGAGUAGUAAGACAAGGUCUUAGUCAGUUUCGACUCCUGUGGAUCCUGUGCAUAGUGCACCUCCGACCACCCAGCAUAUUGCGUGGAGUGAGCCCAACGCAACUUCGGACAGAGACAAAUGGACGGGAGCGCGAAGAUGGCGCGAAGGUCCACUGGAACUUUGUCGGCCAGAGCUCAUUCGCUCGGCAUACCAUCGUCCACGGCAGCUCGAUUGUCAAUGUCCCUUCCGAAACCUCACUGGGCCCUUUCUCCCAGCUCGGAUGUGGCAUUCAGACUGGUGCUGGAGCUAUUUUGAACACAAUGGACGUGCAGCCUGACCUGCAACCCCAGAGAUUGGAGUUGGCGAAAAAGCCUGGGGCGACUCAUGCUGUGGUUGGCUCUGAUGAGGAUGCCGUUGCCCAGAUUCAGAAGAUUACUGGGUCUAGCGGUGUUGACUAUUUUAUUGGUUGUGCUGGUGUGCCCCAAGUAGUUGAAAAGGCGCUGGAGUGUCUUGACCGAUUUCCCCUCGGCCAAAUCGUUUCGUUCUAUUCCGUCAGUGAAUAUGGACGGCUUUUUAAGGAUAUCAAAGAUGGCAUGGCCCUGAAAGCUGUUCUUCUCUGGGAAUAG